AUGCGGGGAGUCAGAGGUGGUGUGCUACAGGAGAGACCACCCGAGGAGCAGAGUGUGAGGAACAAGAAAGAGAAAAAUGAGGAAGGAAAGAGACACUGCCUGGGCACAGAGACAGCAGGGCCGCUCAAUGAGUGCUCCACCAUAAAGACAGCACAAAGGAACAUGGAAGCUCCACCAUGUGCUUCUCUAGCUAACAUUAACAACUUUGUGAACCAUGACAAAUUCACACGUCAUUCUUCCUCAUUCCGAGACCCUCUUCCUGACAUUUACAUCUGGCUGCCGGUGGUUUAUUCGAUUAUUUGUGCUGUAGGGCUUACAGGCAACACAGCCGUCAUUUAUGUUAUCCUAAAAGCCCCUAAAAUGAAAACUGUCACCAAUAUGUUUAUACUAAAUUUGGCAAUUGCUGAUGACCUUUUCACGUUGGUGUUGCCCAUCAACAUAGCAGAGCACCUUUUGAACUAUUGGCCCUUUGGUGAAGUUCUGUGCAAGGUGAUCCUUUCUAUAGACCAUUACAACAUAUUUUCCAGUAUCUAUUUCCUCACAGCCAUGAGCGUCGACCGUUACCUGGUCGUUGUGUCCGCUCUGCACUCCAAACGGAUGCCUCACCGGACGUAUAGAUUCGCCAAGACGGUCAGCGUCUGUGUUUGGUCUUUCGUAAUCCUCAUCGUCAUGCCCUUUACCUUCUUUGCCGGUAUUUACGUGACUCCCGACGACACGGAGAAGCGGAAAAGCUGUGUGCUAAGUUUCCCAAACCCGGAGAUGUUCUGGUUUAAAGCAAGUCGGAUCUAUACGUUGGUCCUCAGCUUUGUGAUACCUGUGUCCACAAUAUGUGUUGUAUACAGCGUAAUGCUAUACAAGCUGCGACAUACGCGCCUGAAUUCGAAUGGAAAGGCCCUGGAUAAAGCCAAAAAGAAAGUAACUGUGAUGGUCUUCAUAGUCCUUGCAGUGUGCUUAUUCUGUUGGACCCCCUUCCACCUCAGUACGGUGGUGGCCCUUACCACAGACUUGCCCACUACCCCGCUGGUUAUCGGAAUCUCUUACCUUAUCACCGGCCUAAGCUAUGCUAACUCCUGCCUCAAUCCAUUCCUUUAUGCGUUCCUGGACGACAGUUUCAGGAAAGCUUUUAAGAAAUUGCUGGUGUGUUGACCUUUGACAAAGCAAGAGGAACCAGAGGCUUAAGGUCAAUGAUACUACAAAACCAAAAGAAUGGU
This is a messenger RNA of Electrophorus electricus (electric eel), 1211 nucleotides long. Its product is annotated as neuropeptides B/W receptor type 2. Gene Ontology annotation, cellular component: neuron projection; plasma membrane. Gene Ontology annotation, molecular function: neuropeptide receptor activity; neuropeptide binding. Gene Ontology annotation, biological process: neuropeptide signaling pathway. The record is from RefSeq and is a predicted model, not a curated record. Lineage: Eukaryota; Metazoa; Chordata; Actinopteri; Gymnotiformes; Gymnotidae.